AUGACCAAGUUGUUACUGCGUCCUUCGGUCGAGGUAGCAGCCUGUGGAGCGUCGUCAGUGACAGCAUCGACGGUCUGUACCCGAGGCCGACAGGGGGUUUAUCCUCUUCUCAAUUCCUAUCCGACCGUGACGGCUGAACGACCAAAUGGGGAAUCUUACCUGGUCCUUCAGUCAUGGUAUGAUCUUGACUUCCGCGUUAUCGUCUACGUAGAACUGGAAAUAACUGUAAUAGACCAUAUGGAGUACUACGAGGUGCGGAAAAACCUAUGCUGUAGGGAAGGAAAAACGGCGAACGUAAAGGUCAUGGGUAGGAGCUGA
This is a messenger RNA of Pisolithus orientalis, 318 nucleotides long. RefSeq lists its product as uncharacterized. The coding region runs from base 1 to 318 and encodes 105 amino acids. The record is from RefSeq and is a predicted model, not a curated record. The transcript is spliced from 5 exons. Lineage: Eukaryota; Fungi; Basidiomycota; Agaricomycetes; Boletales; Pisolithaceae.